Pyricularia pennisetigena is the source of this 828-nucleotide messenger RNA. RefSeq lists its product as uncharacterized. The record is from RefSeq and is a predicted model, not a curated record. Lineage: Eukaryota; Fungi; Ascomycota; Sordariomycetes; Magnaporthales; Pyriculariaceae. Bases 1 to 828 code for a protein of 275 amino acids. The transcript has a single exon.
AUGGCUGGCCUGUUGAACGGAGUGGGAGGCGUGGUCGGCGACACCGUCGGAGGCGUGACCGCACCUCUCCUCGGGCAGGGGAGGAGCAACAACAGGAAUGGAAACGACGACGACGAGACAGCGCGGCCGCAGCGCGAUAGUCUGCUGGCCCCGGCGCCUUCGGCCUCGGCCUCGGCAUCUUCACCGCCAGACAGGAACAAUGCCGCCGAGAGCCAGGGCCUCAUUCAAAUCUCGGUUCCCAACCUGCUCCCAACCCUGCCGCUGCGGAACGGCGGCGGCAGCAGCACCAGGGGCACUGCAGCUCCUACGAGCAUCGCCAGGGGCACCUCCAGAAACAGCGCCACCGCGGCACCGUCUUCUUCUCCGGCGCCCACGUCUGUCCCGGCGAACACGCCCACGCCGCCUGCACCGACGUCCGACCCGGAGCCCACGUCGAUCCCACCACAGUCACCACCGGAGACGACGCCGCUGCUGACACCGGUGCCGACGACGCUCGAGACGAUCGCCACGCCGCUGCCGUCGACCAGCAGCGUGCUCAGCGUCGGCCAGGGCCUGGGCGCACCGUCUCCGGCGGCCCCGAGCGCAGCGCAGAGCCAGGCCAGCGGUGGUGGGUUCGUCAUGGACCCCACCAAGAACCCGGUCAUGAUGGCGCUGGUGAUCGCGGUGCCGAUCGGACUGGCGCUCAUCAUUGGCAUCACCGUGCUGCUGUUCAAGAAGGGCUGCUUGGGCAGCGAGCGGCGCCAGGGCAGGGUGAUCAAGGACGAGAUCGAGCACGAGGCGUGGCAAAAGGUGCACGCACAGAAGUUUGGUCCUUCGGCCAACUACUAG